Molecule: messenger RNA, 6585 nt
Organism: Thrips palmi
Lineage: Eukaryota; Metazoa; Arthropoda; Insecta; Thysanoptera; Thripidae
Gene: Rdl
Product: gamma-aminobutyric acid receptor subunit beta
Exons: 11
Coding region: 170-2113 (647 amino acids)
Biological process (GO): chloride transmembrane transport; regulation of membrane potential; nervous system process
Cellular component (GO): membrane; neuron projection; synapse
Molecular function (GO): GABA-A receptor activity; extracellular ligand-gated monoatomic ion channel activity; neurotransmitter receptor activity
Source: RefSeq, a predicted model, not a curated record
UCCCAGGCAGCAGUGGGGCCGCUCCGGCGCACGGCAGGGCUGUGCCAGGGCUGUGGCGACCGCUGCCUUCCUCUGGGCUCCCCGCAGCCUGCCUCUCGGCCUGCAUGGCCUGCAUGGCCAGCUUGGCCAGCUUGCGGGCAUGGUGCAGCGCGUGACCUAGUCGGCCAGGAUGGCGGCGUGGCUGCUGGGGCCGCGGCCGGACCUGGCCCGGGGCCUCGGCCUGGGCCGCCUCGGACUGCACGGCCUCCUCAUGCUCAUCGCCGCCUCCACCAGCCUGCUGCACCCCGGCGGCAGGCCUCCACCCCUCGCCAUGGCAGCGACUGGCGGAGGCAGCAUGCUAGGCGACGUCAACAUUUCUGCCAUUUUAGAUUCUUUCAGUGUCAGUUACGACAAAAGAGUAAGGCCGAAUUAUGGAGGGCCUCCUGUAGAGGUGGGGGUCACCAUGUACGUGCUCAGUAUAUCCUCGGUGUCGGAAGUGUUAAUGGACUUCACGCUUGAUUUUUACUUUCGCCAAUUCUGGACGGACCCCCGGCUGGCCUUCCGGAAGAGGCCGGGCGUCGAGACGCUCAGCGUGGGCUCCGAGUUCAUCAAAAACAUCUGGGUGCCCGACACGUUCUUCGUGAACGAGAAGCAGUCCUACUUCCACAUCGCCACCACCAGCAAUGAGUUCAUCCGGAUCCAUCACUCGGGCUCCAUCACCAGAUCCAUUCGGUUAACGAUCACCGCGUCGUGCCCCAUGAACCUCCAGUACUUCCCCAUGGACCGGCAGUUGUGCCACAUCGAGAUAGAGAGCUUCGGGUAUACAAUGAGGGACAUCCGCUAUAAAUGGAACGAGGGGCCCAACUCGGUGGGGGUGUCGAACGAGGUUUCUCUGCCGCAGUUUAAAGUCCUGGGGCACCGUCAGAGAGCUAUGGAAAUUAGUCUGACCACAGGAAACUACUCUCGGCUGGCGUGCGAGAUCCAGUUCGUGCGGAGUAUGGGCUACUACCUCAUCCAGAUCUACAUCCCCUCGGGGCUCAUCGUCAUCAUCUCCUGGGUCAGCUUCUGGCUUAACCGGAACGCGACGCCCGCCCGAGUGUCGCUGGGAGUCACCACCGUGCUCACCAUGACCACGCUCAUGUCCUCCACCAACGCCGCGCUGCCAAAGAUUUCCUACGUCAAAUCCAUCGACGUGUACCUGGGCACCUGUUUCGUGAUGGUGUUCGCUUCGCUUCUAGAGUAUGCAACGGUCGGCUACAUGGCCAAGAGGAUCCAGAUGAGGAAGAACCGGUUCCUGGCCAUCCAGAAGAUAGCCGAGCAGAAGAAGGCGGGGGCCGAGCUGCCGCCGGAGGGGGAACACGCUCCGAAGCAGACGGGUGCGGCCGGCGCCCCUCCAGGGGGAUGCGGCCCGAUUCCGGGAAACUCGCACGCCUCCACUCAUUACCAAUAUGUGGCCCUGCAGGGCGCCCCGAGCCACGGCAGCAGAACACACACCCUUCCAGGACACGGGGGCCACGGGGGCCACGGCCACCACGGUAGUCAACACGGCCCCAUGGGUCCGAUGGGUCCGAUGGGGCCCAUGGGAGGCCCCAUGGGACCCAUGGGAGGCCCCAUGGGAGGCCCCAUGGGACCCAUGGGGGGUCAGAUGGGCGGCCACGGCAUGUCCCACAGCGGCUACGGCCCCAUGGGCCACGGGUCACACAGCAUGUCGGGGCCCCACGGGGGGUCGGGGCGGGACGUGCGGGACGUGCGCUACGGGACUGUGUCCAGGACGGGCAGCUCUGGGAGCGCAGCGGCCAGCGAAAGAGCGGUGCGGUUCCUGCAGCACGAGCAGCAGCAGCGGCAGCAGAGCCAGCCGCCCACGCCCAAGGCCAGCCACCCCAGCAUGGAGGCGCCGGCCAACGGCGGCACGGGCGAGGACGGCGGCAGCAGCGGCCUCACGCCGCAGCACGUCAUGGUGGCCGGCAAGGACAUCAACAAGCUGUGCGGGCUGUCCUCGUCCGACAUAGACAAGUACUCGCGCAUCAUCUUCCCCGUGUGCUUCGUGUGCUUCAACCUCAUGUACUGGAUCAUCUACCUGCACAUCAGCGACGUGGUCGCCGACGACCUGGUGCUGCUCGGUGAGGACAAGUAGUCUUCCCGGCGGCCACGCGUCACAGUGUCAAUUCUUGUGUUUCUUUCUUGUUCCCCUCAUCGUUUCCCUUUUCGUCUUGGUUUCCUCCAUCAUCUUCCUCAUCCCUUUUUUUUCGUUGUGACUUUGUAGUCGAGUGCGUUUAGCGGACGAUGAGGCAACGCGACACGACGGGACCCAUGAAACUUGAGACAAAAAAUGACUCAGUCCUGACCAAAAAAGAAAGGAACAAGGGUGAGGCGCGUGUGAGCUCAAAGUGCGAAACAAGGCGUGGAUGGAAUGCACUUUAAAUGCUGUGCUGACGGGACGUCGACGUCGGCUCGACCGCCAGCCACAUAUCUGUGAUCUCUGGAAAGUCAAAACCUUUCAAAAGAAAAUCCACAAUAAAAGGCCAAAUAACGCACCCUGCCAUGGGUGACAACUCGUAGCCAAAUGAAGGCGCAGUAUGUUUCAUGAAUGCCCACAGGUUGGGGCACCUUCCCGCGCGGAAACUAGCUGCGGGUUCGAAUACAGUUUUUCUUUUGUUCAUCCUCUUCUUCUUCUUCUUUCUCAGUUCCCCCGGAGAUUGUGUAGCCGAGUCAAUUGGUCUGCGGCUUCGCCAAAGGCCCCGCCAAAGGCCCCGCCAAAGGCUCCGCGCGGGCCCAGCAGCCCCCAAGGGGGCCCCCCAGCCCCUUGUCUUCCCCUCGGCCUGUGGGAAGGCCCAAACAGUUCCCCACACUGUGCCGACUGAUAGUUUAAUACUGUUUUCUCAAUGGACGAACUAAAUAGCAAAACGAUGGCACUUCAGAAUAAGAGUUAACGACAAUGCAUACGAAAUGAGUUCAAACGGAGAAAAUUGGGAAGAAUGGUGCUAUACCUGGUACACACGCCUGGUUGUGACAAAAGCUGCCUUUAUACUUAGAGGCACUCGCCGUUCGCCCCUCCGCGCCCCCGGGGCCCCCGGGGCCGCCGGCCACCCCACCAGCAGUAGGCUAGCCCAGCCUUUCCCCAGCCUGCAGCCCCGUAGUACCGCAAACCCGCCCGGGUGGAUCGGAGCCUCCGCCGAUCCUCCUCGGCCACCUCAGGCCUAGCCUCGCACCACCUCAGGCAGCCUCAGGCCUAGCCUCGCGCCACCUCAGGCAGCCUCAGGCCUAGCCUCGCACCACCUCAGGCAGUCUCAGGCCUAGCCUCGCACCACCUCAGGCAGUCUCAGCCUCAGGCCUAGCCUCGCACCACCUCAGGUAGUCUCAGGCCUAGCCUCGCGGGGGCGGUUCCAGCGGGCGCGUUUGGCCGAAUGGACUUUUCCCGGGGAGAGCGCCACCGCGGUCCAAAGCUGAUUCAAAGCUCAAGUUAAGCUCAAUGUAAUGUUCCCCGUGGGACCGCGUGGCCUCUCCCCGAAGCACAUUCACUCUAGGUUCCAGUACUGUAUGUAUAUAUUUUUCACCUCUAGAAAAAUCAAAAUUGGUUGGAAGUGGAGAAAGGGUUCGGGGUUUAUAAUUUGUUUAUGGGGGCAUCGACGACACCAGUCUGUAUAAGUCUGUAUCCUGUGAGGUUUGCGUUCAAAUGUGUCAGAGAGAUAUGUGUGUGUGUGAUAGAGAGUGUGUGUGUGAGUGUGUCUGUGCCCGGCCAUGUGCGGGAGUGUGCGUGCGUGCGAGUGUGUGAGUGCCUGUGAUGUUCGUGCGACAGUAGCUCUCUUGUAGUAGUUUGUAAUGACGGUGAGGCAGUGCCCGCCAGUGUCGCGAAACGUUGUUUAAAAAAAUGCAAACCGUGACAAAAAAAAUCAAUGUACCAGUUGUGGCAAACUGUGCUCGCCAGAGCCACCUCCCUAUGAGAGGAGCAGAAAAUGAGCCUGAAAUUUGGCACAUUCGGCGGUGGCUCCGUCGGCCACAGUUUCCACAGUCCCCACCACCAGCCGGGCGUCGGCUGCCGAGGGCUGCGGGGGUGGUUCGGGGUGGUUCGGGGUCGCCCCACCCUGCCCCACCGCCCCCGCGGCCAAGACGGCGGCGCAGGCUGGCUGUCACGUGCACGCGGCUCAAUCCUUUCGUCUCAUUGCAAUAUAUUUCUUAUAAUAAUACACACCCACACAAAACACAAAACACUACUAUGUACUAUAAAGUAACUUAUUACACAUAUUUUAUACACAUCAAACUAUUAUUCAGACAUAACUAUGAGUCGCGGUUAAUGAAAAAAGAUACUUUUAAAGAAUGUAGUAGCAGAUUUAAGAAGAUUUAAAAAACUAAGGUUCGUGGUAUCGGUCAUUUCGUUGUGAUAAAAUGCCAAGCGCUGCGGCCGGCCAGGAGACUGAUGUGGCCAACUCGGGGAGCCCCGCAGGGAGCCCCGCAGGGCCGGCCGCCGGCAGGGGAAGAAAAUAUUAUGGUUUUAUAUACGACGGUGUACAUGACUCUUAGCAUAGCGGCACACUACGCGUAGCCCCGGGGCUAAACUCUUUCCGGUAGCCAGACUGGGGCCCACUGAAGCUGAAACGUCCAUGGUAGAAAAGCCUCCUUAGCGAACCGACCGCGUUCGUCGCCUCGGCCCCGCCGGCACUCCGCCCCCAAACCCAACGGGUGCUACACCCAUCCCCGAAGGCCAGCCCGAAACUAGUUCCCUAGGAAGUAAACAAGGUCUAGUGUGUCUAGCUAGCUCGUGCCAAAGUAAAAAGGGCUGCCCCCUCCGCCCCCUCCCCUCGGCCCUCCCCGCCUCUCAGCCUCCCAGCUCCACUUUAAACUGGCUGUGAUAUGAAGCUACGGAACCCAUUCGGACGUCACUCCCCGCCACGGGGCCCUGGACGCACGGGGCCCCUCCCUGAGUGCCGGUCGGAGGCCCCCCGCGCGGGGCAGUUCGUUAUUCUAAAGCUGAGGCCCCGCUUGGGGCCCAGCACUCUCCAGCUGACCAGCAGGCUGGCCGCGCCGGCCGCGCCCCGUCACGCCGCCCCUUCACGUGGCUCGCCAAAGGACUGCCGCUUCGGCCGGGCUUUGAACCCGGGACCGUGGUGCCCAGGGCGGCGUCCGAGACUGGAGUUCGGCCGGCACGGCCGCCGAGAGAGCGCGCCACGCUGUUGUCUGCCUGCUCAAAUUCCUUCAAUUCCUUUCAUUUUCUAAAAACAGAAAAGGUUUUCCGUUGGUAAAUUCAUUCUGAAAUUUCGCUGAAUACAGUCCUCCCAGACCGGGAUGACGCGGUCGCGGUCGGACGGUGAUUUUGGACCAAUAAACGAAAUGGUGAAGGAAGGGGCGGCCGGCGAUGGCAGCUCGUGGCGCACUGUCUGCGGUCGGCAGCUCCGUCGGCCCCCGCCAGGACCAAGAGGGGCAGGACCGCGAGCGGGACUCGGCCAGCGGGACCACCCUGACGGAGUCCUGCCCCGACUGUCCUGCCGCCCCGAGGACCGCGGGGGUCGCGACGGAGCAGCCCAGCCCCGCGCGCGGGCGGCGCCGUCCGCGGUCGAUUCGUCGUGUCGACAUUCGUCAUGUCGGAACUUAGUGUUGUCACACCUAUUUAUUCUUGUAGAAACUACCUUCCUCCUUCGAGUGCAUGCGAGCAGCGGGCAUACCAUGUAAGAUACGCAUCGCUCCGUAACGUUCUUGUCGGUUGUAUUGCUCAAAAGAAAUUUAAAAAAAUAAAAAAAGGUUCAGAUAAUGAUAGUUAAAAAUGAAAAGAGUUGUGAUGUCGAGUGAUUAUGUGAUUAAAAGUAACUAUGAAUUAAUUGCGAUAACUGACUUACAUGAAAAGCACAUACAUUGUACCGAAACAAGUGGCUAAGUGUCAUGGAUGUCGGUGUGAAGCCGGGGAUGCCUACUUCCGUUCUCAUCACUUCAACUCACUUCAAAGUGGCGACAAUGUGACGAGAAACAGUCUCAUGUCUCAAAACUUGUAUUGUAAGAUUUUUUAUUAAUUUCAGUCGUUUCAGUCUGUUAAAUGGAAACAUUUUCCCGCGUGGCUUGUCUGAGUUGAGCACGCACCGAAACGGUUGUUCCUUAGGGCCGCCUCCCUGCCAAGUACUGACCUUCGUGUAGACGUCUUUCCGUGUCUUUACGUCGCCAGCGGAUGCCAGCGGCGACGCGGCUCGCUGCGACGAACCAAGACGAACUCUAACUCUCCCUCUGAGGCCCAAGGAACACCGCGACGCCCGCUUGCCCGCUUCCACCCACUUCCACCCCUCUCACCGCGAGACAGCAUCAUCCAUGCCGCGUCCAUGCCGAGCCACGUUUUGGGAUGCAGAUCGUACAAGAAUGUGUAAAUUUUAGGAACUACUACUGUGUAACAGAUUCUGUAAAUUAUGUGAAUGUGGUGGAGCAUGUAGCAUUGCUCACUAAACGGUUAUUCUAAAGAGAAGCGGAAUGUAAACUAAUGUAUAUACACACAUAUAUUGUUAUAAGGAUUUAUAUAUGUGUGUGUGUAUAUAUGUAUACACACAUAUAUAUUAUAUAUAUGUAUAUGAUGUAUUAGAGAUUCGUAUAAAAUUUGGGUUGUUUUUAUUUCAAUAAAAGCUAUCAAGGGCA